AUGGAUGGGGAGAUCUUGGUUUUAUUGAACCAAAUAAAGAGACACCAAAUCUUGACAGAAUGGCAGAAGAGGGAAUGCUUUUUCCUGAUUUUUAUUCAGCAAAUCCUCUAUGUUCACCUUCUAGAGCAGCUUUAAUGUCGGGGAGGUUACCUAUCAGAAAUGGAUUCUACAGUGAUAACGCUCAUGCAAGAAAUGCCUACACACCUCAAGAUAUUGUUGGAGGAAUUCCUGAUGAUGAAAUUCUUUUGCCAGAGAUUCUGAAAAAAGCUGGUUAUAGAAAUAAAAUCAUUGGAAAAUGGCAUUUAGGUCAGCAGCCUCAAUAUCAUCCCCUCAAACAUGGUUUUGAUGAAUGGUUUGGUGCACCGAAUUGUCAUUUUGGACCGUACGAUAACAAGAAGACACCAAACAUUCCAGUAUAUAAAGAUAAACAAAUGAUUGGCAGGUAUUAUCAAGAUUUUCUGAUAGAUAGAGAGACAGGGGAAUCCAAUCUUACACAGAUCUAUAUUCAGGAAGCACUGACGUUCAUAGAAUCACAGGUGUCAAGCCAGGAACCAUUCUUCCUAUAUUGGGCUGUUGAUGCCACACAUGAACCGUUGUAUGCUUCUAAACCAUUCCUGGGUACCAGCAGAAGAGGGUUGUAUGGUGAUGUAGUCAGGGAGUUGGACUAUGGUGUAGGUAAAAUUCUCAACAAGCUGAAACAACUGGGAGUCCAAGAUAAUACCUUCGUUUUCUUCUCGUCUGAUAAUGGUGCUGCCACCUAUGCUAAAAUUCAUGGUAAUUAUACAAUGAAGUUCAAAGUUUGAGUGCAUAAUUAUACA
Messenger RNA from Ruditapes philippinarum (Manila clam), 818 nucleotides. RefSeq names its product N-acetylgalactosamine-6-sulfatase-like. Gene Ontology annotation, molecular function: arylsulfatase activity. Lineage: Eukaryota; Metazoa; Mollusca; Bivalvia; Venerida; Veneridae. The record is from RefSeq and is a predicted model, not a curated record.